CCUCGCUAUCCUCAUUUCUAUUUCCGCGAUGGACGAUGAUGCAAAGGAAUGUCAGUACGAGGACCCGACGUUCUUUAAAAGUGUCCGAAAUUACUUCAGGGAGUACUGCCAGUGCACUAGCAUCCAUGGUUUCAGAUAUUUUGGAGAGAAAAGAAGCUACAUUGAAAGGGCUUGGUGGUUCAUUGUAUUUUCAUUGGUACUAGCUGGAUGCGUGAUAGCAAUAAGAGAAGUAUACGAGAAAUGGAUAAGGAGUCCGGUUAUUGUUAGCUUCGCCACAAAAGAAACUCCCAUAUACUCCAUACCGUUUCCAGCAGUCACCAUCUGCCCAGAAUCGAAAACUUCCCAAGCGCUGUAUAAUCAUACGGCAAUGUUUCGCAAAAAACUGAUGAUGGAAGAGCUAACUAAAGAAGAACAGCGUAUCUCCGAUUACAUGGGCUUGAUAUGUACGAACGACGGAUACGAAGAUUCCGAUGUUUAUUAUUUUUCAGAUGACUUUUAUAAUACCAUCGAUGAGUUCAAGUGCACUUUCCCCUUCUUCUACUGUGCAUAUAUGCGUAAAGUUGUAGACUGCAGUGAAUUGUUCAUUCCUGUAAUAACAGAUGAAGGUAUCUGUUAUACUUUCAACAUGCUGGAUCGAACUGAGAUUUAUAGAGACAGAGUCGUCCAACACUCCGACUUUUUAUCGAUGGGCAAUACGAGUGCGAACGAGUGGAACCUCGAUGACGGCUAUGGACCUGAUAUAGGCCUGGAUGCGUACCCGCGCAGGGCACUCCUAGCAGGUGCUGAUAACUCCUUAACUAUAUUCCUCCUGUCGAAUAGAUCUGAUUUGGACUACACGUGUAAAGGAGCUUUGCAAGGGUUUAGGGUGACCCUCCAUACGCCUAUGCGAAUACCAAGACCAAGUCAACAGUACUUCAGAGUACCGCUGAACCAAGAGGUGCUAGCUGCCAUUCGCCCUGAUAUGAUACUGACCUCGACCUCCGUCAAGAUGUACAACCCCAAAAAGAGAGAAUGCUACUUCCCACAAGAGAAGACUUUGAAAUAUUUCAAAAUCUACACUUCCAUGAACUGCAAAUUGGAAUGCCUCACCAACUACACACUUUACUAUUGCGGAUGCGUCAACUACUUUAUGCCAAGGGACAACGACACCUACCUAUGUGGUAUUGGCGCUGCCGAAUGCAUGAAAGAAGCGGCCGAAACUUUGCAGAUCAGAGACCUGCAUCGCGAGAUCGACAAGCCUCGCGUGAACAAAACUAAAGGAGGCGACUUUGAAGACGGCUAUUUUCCAGACUGCGAUUGUAUGCCAAUAUGUACAGAUCUGACUUACCAUGCGGAGAUCACUCAGAGCGACUGGCCGUGGCAGGAAUUUAUCAAGGCGAGAACUGUUAAUGAUACAAUGGCAGAAGACGAGGUCAACUUAUCAAGACUCACCUUGUACUUCAAGUCUUCGCGCUUUAUAACUUCACAAAGACAUGAGCUGUACGGUCCCACGGACUUCCUGGCCAAUUUCGGAGGGUUAUUGGGAUUAUUUACCGGAUUCUCUAUAUUGUCACUGAUGGAAGCUAUUUACUUUCUUACCGUGAGGAUUUGUUGUAACACCAGGCUCUACGGAUACUGGGCGGGACCAGCAAAAUAAAUUCAAUUUAUAACAUAGGUAAUAGUCGCAUUGUCAUUGAUCAAUAAUGAAAUAUAUCUUAAAUUAA
This is a messenger RNA of Acanthoscelides obtectus, 1703 nucleotides long. The record is from the annotation of a GenBank genome assembly. Lineage: Eukaryota; Metazoa; Arthropoda; Insecta; Coleoptera; Chrysomelidae.